GUUUGAGAGUAGAAACGACGUUUUAUCUGCAGUUGAAACUUCCCACCCUCCUUCGGCCUCUUCUUUCUUCUCCUCUCUAGUCUUCUCCAAAUUCCACCACUUCUUCAUCCGCUUCCUCCGUCCCUCCUCGACAGAGCUCGCCAUCUCUAGGGUUUCCAUCGACGCGCGAUCUCGAAGGAACUUAAGCCAUGGGAAAGAGGAAGUCAAGGGCGAAGCCACCUCCUAAGAAGCGAAUGGACAAGCUAGAUACAGUCUUCAGCUGUCCAUUCUGCAACCAUGGCACAAGUGUUGAAUGUCGAAUUGAUAUGAAGAACCUCAUUGGUGAAGCCAUCUGCGGAAUCUGCCAGGAAAGCUUUAGCACUAGCAUCACAGCUUUAACUGAGGCGAUAGACAUAUACAGCGAAUGGAUUGAUGAAUGCGAACGGGUUAACACCCUUGAAGAGGAAGCCGCUUAGGACGGAACAAGAUGCAUGCAGAAGCUACUCUGUUGAAUAGAUAAGCUUGGUGCAUGAGUUUCUAAAGCAUGUAAUUACCAAUCACGUGUGGUUUCCGGGGGCUGUAAGCGCUUGAGUGUGAGCGUCGGCACAGGGGUGACCUAAAGAAUAAUUUGUAAGGUGAGGCGACGGAAUCACCUAGUGUGCAUGUUGGCUUGUUGUACUUUAUGAAAAUCAUAUGGUAAUACACUAUUAUGCUGUUAUUACUAUAAUGCUGUUGCCACGAAUGUGAUGCUCCUUCAGUUGUA
Eucalyptus grandis is the source of this 742-nucleotide messenger RNA. Its product is annotated as transcription elongation factor 1 homolog. Gene Ontology annotation, cellular component: transcription elongation factor complex. The transcript has 5 exons. The record is from RefSeq and is a predicted model, not a curated record. Gene Ontology annotation, biological process: transcription elongation by RNA polymerase II. NCBI's taxonomy places the organism in Eukaryota, Viridiplantae, Streptophyta, Magnoliopsida, Myrtales, Myrtaceae. Bases 189 to 455 code for a protein of 88 amino acids. Gene Ontology annotation, molecular function: RNA polymerase II complex binding.